AUGCUCAUCGCUCAUCUUCACGCACUAAUCGUCGCUCUGCUCUGCGUUCACUCUGCAUCCUCCUCGCCUCCGGGUCAUGCGGUAUCUGUGCGGUUCGCCCGGUGCGUUAACAGCUCCCUACAGGAUUAUACACCCACGGGUGUCCGUGACCUUGACCCGAAAAGCUGCGUGUGUGAGGGGUGCCAGUUUGUAUUGUCUUCUGAGACUUGUUCCUGUGGGAACCAGCUGCACGCUCUGGUGGUCAGCGCUUGUUUUAACUCCUCUGUCACAGAGGAGACAAAAGAUGUGAAAGAAGGAAGCAAAAAUCAAAGCUCUGUCUCCACUAUCCAGCUGAUCUGCUCUCGCAGCUUGAUGAUCUAUUUUCUCCAAGGCCCCCGAGGCACGCCCCCCUGCUGUCCUUCCCCACAUUUAGGCUCCAGCAAAGAGCAUGUUGAGGAUGUGACUGUCACCCUGGAUUUAGAAAUGAAGGAAGGAGUGAAUGUAGUUUCCUUUCCAGGGAUAAGACAUAAACAGCGAGAGAAAAUGAUGGAGGAUGUGGAGGAGGAUUGUCCUUCAAGCUCUGAGCUCCUGAAAUUUACUUUGGUAGCUGAAUGUCCUUUCAUCUUUAACCUUAGCCUGAAUGUAUCUGACUAUCAGCUAAGAGCAGGUGAUAUUGUUUCCGAGGGCAACGAGCUCUUUAAGCUCACAGUGGAAGCAGAAUCCAACCACAGCUCUGAAAAUCUCAAAGACUGCGUCUGCAGAAUGAAGGACUGUGACAAUGAGCUGCUUUUUGACAUCCCUGGUGGGACAACAAACCAAACGUGUCGGGUUUCAUUUAGCAUCUCAGCAGAGUCAGAUGUGACUGCCUGUCUUCUGGUGAAUGCAACACCAAAGCACAGAAGCAGCAGCUGCACCGCAGGGGCCGAAGCAACAGUGGUUUUGCUUUUCAACCGCAGCGGGACUGUUGUGAUUCAGCUGCGAGCUGAAAAUCAGGUGUCUUUUCAGAGCAAAUGUGUGAGAAUGUGUGUCAGGGGGAAAAGGAAGUUACAAGCCAAAAAUAUUUCAGCUUGGAAACCACCAGCUCAGAAGUUUUUCUGCAUUCACCAAAGAACUAUGAUUUAUUUUCCCCCCUCAGUUGUUAGGAUUUAUGCAGAGCAGCAAGUGUAUCCCACAAAUAAAGACAUAACUUUCCUGGCUGUCAGUGACAUACCAGAUCCUGUAGAGUUCUUCUGGGACUUUGGAGACUCCAAAUGGGCCAGAACCUCAUUAAGGUCCAUAAUUAAAAGAUAUCACAACCCUGGCAGUUACAAAGUGAUGGUUGCUGCCUCUUGGGGUCAGAUGACUGUCACCUCGGACCCGUUUUCCAUCGAGAUCCAGAGAGUGGUGAAGCUCAGCAGGUUGGUUCACCAGACCUCAGUCCUACAAAAUCAGACUCUUAUAAUAACAUGCAGAGUCAGUGUGGGGACCAACAUGACCUUCAUGUGGAGCUUCGGAGACGGAAUAACCAGAACCGGACUGAGCACGACACAUCAUAUCUACCACAGGUUAGGAGAGUUUCUGGUCAAAGUGACUGCAUCUAAUCUCAUUAGUUCUGCUUCUUUGAGCAGCCACGUCUUUGUUGUCGACAGGCCUUGUCAGCCUCCACCAGUCAAAAACAUGGGUCCACUCAAACUUCAAUUUCAGAGGCAUGAAGUUAUCCAUCUGGGGGUGACGUUUGAUACAAACAUGGACACAUCAGAAGGCCUUCACUAUACCUGGACUUUAUUUGGCUCUGGAGGCCAGAUCAUUCCGUUGCCUCAUAUAGAUACACAGGGACAAAGUCUCACUCUACAAAGCCAUCUCCUCCAAUAUGACACCUACACAGCCAUAGCAAGGGUUGGGGUUAUUGGCAGUGUGGUGUACAGUAACUACACAGUGACUUUACAAGUAAAGCCAAGCCCUCUGGUGGCAUUUAUCCAAGGUGGAACCAAUGUCUUUAUUCGUACGAAAGACAAUAAUAUGAUCACCAUGGAUGGGCAGAAAUCCUAUGAUCCAGACUACCCUGACGUCCCACUCAGCUACAGCUGGACAUGUAAACCAAUGUCAAUCAUCACCAGCUCCUGUUUCAACCAGGACAUUCCCACUUCAUCUUCUGUGCUGAAAUUUCCUACCAGUUCCUUGAAGCCUAGGUUCGACCAGUUCCAUUUCACGCUAACCGUCCACAGCAGAGGGCGCUCAGCUUCAUCAGAGACUUUCCUCACAGUAACCCCACACCUUACAGGGAAGGUCUCUGUUCUCUGCUAUCAGUGCCAGGGAGAUCGUGUAAACUGGGAUCAGUCGUUUUCGGUCAGCGCUCUUUGUGAGGACUGUAACAUCCCCAGUAAACUCUUCCAGUUCACAUGGAGCCUUUACCUUGUCAACACUUCAUCCAAGCCCCUUGUAGAGGUCCCAUUUUGUCACACAGUGGAGAUCAGUCCCCCGGCGGCAAUUCUGGAGAAUCCCACAACAUCCACCCAGACUCCUGAGUCGACGUCCCUUCAGUUUCAGCCCCAGGAUUUAUAUCUGGGUGAUUGGGGGUCAACAUCGGAAGAAAGUGGAGAUAAACCACAUCAGUUUGAUUCAAGUUCUGAGUCUUCAUAUACAUCUGUUUUUGACCAGGACACUAGAAUAUUCUUAGACAGAAACAGCCUUAAAGGCAUUUCUAGUGAGUUUCCCGGUGAGUCCUCAACAGACUGGAAACAUGCUCUUCCUUUAAUGGAAGACAAGCCUGUAGCUGGUCAACCAGACAAAUCCAUAGCAGAGUCUGAUGAUUAUGCUGUUCUUUAUCCAAACGUGGAGGAAGGAGAUUCAGCGACUUCAGCAGGAAGACCUAAUGGGGUCGACGCUGAGAGCUACGGUCCAAGUGACGACUCCAAGUCAGAACGCAAAGAUGAGGGAAAUUACUUGAUGGAUCCCAAACCUUCAGUGCUGAUUCAGGAGCCCACUUUGCUGGACUUACACCGCGAUGCAGUAGACAGAGACCUGUUUGAGUCCUACACCUACACAGGAAUCUCCUCAAGUUUGUUGAGAUUCAGACCCUUCAGUCUAAAGCCAAGAAGCAUCUACAUGUUGCAGGUUAUUGCCAAGUCUCAAAAUACUUUGGUGGGUCGGACUCAGCUCUUUCUAAAAACCAACCCUGUCCCAGGCGGCAUGACGUGCCAGGUUCAGCCGGUUGAUGGGAUGGAGCUAUACACAACCUUCAGCAUCUUCUGUACCUCAGGGCAGGAGGACUUAGAGUAUAAGUACAGCUUCAGUGUAGGAAGCAGACCCCCCAGGAUGCUCUACCAGGGAAGAGACUUCCAGUACUACUUCAGCCUCCCAUCAGGUGACCCCAGCAAUGACUAUGAAGUAAAAAUCUAUACCCAAAUCCGAUGCAGCAGCACUGGCUCAGCCACCAAACCAUGUCCUGUGACGGUACGAGUCAGACCCAGCUUCCUCAGGAACACUUCCUCCUCUUCAUCAGACGAUCGUCAUGAUCCCGCCCUGAAGCUCUCAGAGAGUCUGAGGACCGUGUCCACUCUGAUGCAGCUUGGGAAUCCAGUGGAGAUCCUUAACUAUAUCAGCCUCCUGACCAGCAUCCUAAACAGACUGAGCCAGGAUGCUGAGGCUACCACACAGGCACAAAGGCACACUCGCAAUGUGCUUAUCUGCACAUUAUGCCAGCUUAAAGGCAGUGACCAGCUAAUGAUGGCUGACAGCAUCUCUGUUCUGAAUGAGCUUUUACAAUUUCAAAAUCAGGUGACAUUAUCGAGUGUCAGACAUGUAGCCUCACAAGUUCGAUCUGUUUCAAAGAAGUUUCCUGAGUUUACUGCCAAGGAGGAGAGGCUCCACAGUCUGAUCAACUUGCUGUCAUACUGCCUCCAGGUGGUCACAGGGCCAGGAUCAUCAACAAAACCACAAAAAAAGGAUUGUGAAGAAGGAUCUGAUUGCAGUGAACCAAACAAGUCCACCGUUUCUACACUGGAACAUGGAGAAGCAGGUCCAGCAGAGCCACUGGCACAGCUUGUGGAGGAGAUUCUGCUGACUGCAGCAGACUUGAUGCUGAGGUUCCUUCUGUCCAAUGAGGCAAAGGUACACAAAGUUAAAGCUGGCCCUAUGACUUUGCUUGUUUCAACCCAAAACCAAUCCUCCACAAUCAUCCAGGGUGGCUUCACCACCAUCCACAUGCCAGCUGCUCCGAUCCGGAGGUUGUUUGCUCAUCACACCAAAGGGGUUCGGCUGAGAGAGCAGCAACCCUGCGUCCUCAGAGUGAUGACUGAGCUCAGCCACAACUAUCAUCUCAAAGACUCAUGUCCAGAAGUUAAAACAGGGAGGGAUUUUAUUCCCACCUCCCUUUUCCAGCUGACUGGACCAGUGGUGUAUCUUAGUCUGUUCAGGUGCAGCACCAGACGAAAACUCCAUAUUCAUUCCCUAUCUCAGCCAAUAAACAUUAAGCUACAACUUCCACAAAGAAACGAGAGCUCUCCCAGUCAGUACAUCCUCCUGAGCCGCCAGAUCAACUACCACAACUUCACCAUCAGCCAGCAGCUCUUACAGCGGUCCAUUCAGGUGACUGUGGUGUUUACGCCACUGCCCAGUAAGCCUUUUCCCAUCAUGCUUCUGUUCAGGAUGUUUGAGAGGCCAACUCCCAGUAUGCACCAUCUGCAAAGGAUUCACCGAUGGGAGCACAGCACCAUACGCUUAACUCUUCCCCCUUCCUACCUUAAUGCUGCAGGUGUUGCCCAUAUUGCGCUGCUUGAUGCUAAUUUUGGAAGAUUAUCCAAGAGCAAUCUACAAAGCCAAGAGAUAAGCUACAGUGUGACAGUGGACAGCAGUCUGUGUUUGUCCUGGGAUGGACAGCAGAGGGCCUGGACGCACCAUGAUUGCAGGACAUACCAAACAGACAUGUCUUCCGCUGUUAACUGCAGUUGCUAUGGGCUGAGGCCAAUGACCGUCUUUCAGCAGCAGAUUCAGAGCAGCCAGGACAGUGGUGAUCUGGAUCCCUUCCUAAGUGCCUCCAGCAAUGUCACUGUUCUCAGUAUUCUGGUUAUCCUCCUGGUCCUGUACAUCCUAGGGCUGGUCUGGUCCAAAAGAGCUGACAUUAUGUCUAAGGAGAAUCAAAGGGUCCACUUCCUUUCCGACAACAACCCGGAAGACCCCUACCUCUAUGCUGUUUGCAUACACACUGGUCUCUACUCUGCAGCCCAUAUGACUGCAAAAGUUUACAUUGCUCUGUAUGGGGAAGAUGGAUUCUCACAAACAAAAGAGCUUCAAAACCCAGGGUGCACUCUGUUUAGAAGAAACACUAAAGACACCUUUAUAUUGAGUGCCACAGAGAGCCUGGGCCCAGUGUGGGGGGUUCACAUCUGGCAUGACAACUCCGGACUUUCUCCAGACUGGUACCUCAAAGAAGUGGUGGUGUCUGAGGUAAAAAGAGCGCCGGCGGAGGCGCGCUCAUGGCAGUUUGUCAGUGAGUGCUGGCUUGCUGUCAACAAAGUUGAUGGCCAAGUGGAGAGGAUGCUUCGUGUCUGCUCUCAAGAAAUACAUUUUGCUAAGAAGGUUUUACUGCGGUUUUGCGACUACUUGGCGGAUUUCCACAUGUGGCUUAGUGUGUACAGCUGUCCCAGUUCCAGCUCUUUCACACACACUCAGAGACUCAACGUUUGCCUGCUUCUCAUCCUGGGUUAUGCAUGUGCAAACAGUGUAAUCGUAUCGCAAAUAGAUGUUCAGUUGCCAUUUGAGGUGGGCAUCGUCGAUCUGUCGGAUGUUUCUUUGACCACCGGACUGCUAAGUGUGAUGGUUGCAUUACCCGUUGCAACACUGAUAUCUUUACUGUUUCGACUGACGGGAUGUGGAGUUCAACAUGCAUAUCACAUAAAAACAGCACAGGGGGAUUUUCAGGGGAAUGAUAGUGAGUUAGACUACCAAUCAUCUUGGGUACAGAGAGCCUUAAGGAACAAAUACCAGGGUACAGAUAUCUUACAUUCCUCCAUUCAUGAAAACAAAGACACAGAGGGAGAAUCUACAAUCCAUGCAAACAGGGCUGUCAGAAAUUAUGAUCAUCUGGUAUUUGAAGGCAAUAAAGGGCAGGUGCUCCACAAACUGCUACUUACUUCAAAUGGGCAAUAUUUUGACCACACAACUGAAGAAAGGACUGAAAUACCUGAGAGUAGGCGGUUUGAUCAACCUGUCCGUAACAAGCUGAGACUGCCAUUGUUUUGGUGCCGCUAUGCGGCCUGGGUGCUGUGUCUGCUGUUGUCUCUCGCAUGCUUAGUGGUCACAGCUGGGCAUGGAAUGAGAUUCAGCAGCAGCAGGGUUCUGCUGUGGAUACAGUCACUUUGUGUUUCUCUCAUGGGCUGCGUGUUCCUCAUCCAACCAGUUCUAAUUUUUGCUUUGGCAAUGAUUGUCUCCUUUUGGUUCACCAAAGCAGCAGAUAGAUCUGUAGGAAAGUUACCAAUAGAGACAAACCUGUGGAGCCUGAAUCCUGCUGAUGGACCAGGAGAAAAAUUCACAUCUGCUUUCUAUGGGAAGAAUUCUCCAUCUGUGGAAACGCUGCUCAGGGCGAGGCAGAGAGCUCGGUACCUGCGUCUCAUGCACCCGCCGACUCAAGCAGAAGUGAGGAAAACUCGUGGAAAGAGAAGGAGAGAUGCCCAAAUCCAGGAAACACUCCGGGAUUUGUUUUUCUGCACCAUCAUGCUUCUCCUGAUGGUGUGUAUAAUCUCUGGCAGCUCCCAGAACGAGCAUCAGAGUCUCAACAAAGCCAUAAAAAGACGCUUUAUAAGGAACAAUUACUCCUUUACCUCUAUAAAAACACAUGAGGACUGGUGGAGGUGGACACAGUCCAGUCUGCUGGAUUUCUUGUACCAGAAUUCAUCAGCAAGAAAGGAGCCUCACGUUGUAAUUGGAGAGCCCAUUAUAGAGAAGAGAGAAAUCCUCAACGUGUUUAAGCUCCUUGGACAUGUGAUCAUCUCUGUUCAUGGAAAACUGCAACAGUUCGAAGCUGCAUUAAACCUGAAGAGCUUGUAUUCAAGCACCUGGAUCAAUAGGCAGACAGUGGCCGUAAAGGUUCAGUUUACCUUGUAUAGCCCUGCACCUCACUUAUUUAGCAGUGUGACCCUGACCACUGAGCAGAUCCCUGGUGGUGUUCUGUUGCACUCUGUCAAGGUCCAGUCAGUCAGGCUGUUUUAUUCUCCUACUCUAUGGGACUAUGUGACUUUGUUCUGCAAGCUUCUCUUCCUGUUUUUAUCUCUAAUACAAUCCUGCAAUCAAGUUUCCAAUAUUGCACAACAAGGACUGACUGGAUGCUGGAGGAGUCCCUGCAUGUGGCUGGAUGUUGGUCUGCUGGCAGUGACUCUAAUCUGUAAUGUUUGUUAUAUCUGUCGCUCCACCAUGACCAUGGAAGUUGUAAAUUUGCUGCAGACACAACAUAGAGGGCAUGUUGAUGUUAGCGCUGUGGCUAACUGGGAACAGAAUAUUCGGACAUUUCUGGGUGUUAUCAUCUUCCUCCUGACCAUGAAGUGUGUGGCCUUUCUUAGAAUGAGCAGAACCUUCAGUUCCUCAGCUGCAGUGCUUUCACAGAUGCUCUCCAGCCUCUUAUGGCCUAUGGUUUCAGGUCUGAUCCUUCUGCUGGCGUUUUCCUGCACUGGGUAUUUGUUGUAUGCAGAAAGCUCCUUCAGCUCUGUUCCCCCUUCCCUGCAGACUCUGCUUUGUCAUUACCGCUGGCCCCGCGUCACAAAGAGUCCACUUAACUCAAAGUGGGGUUUAACUCACUGGGCGGUUCUGUUUCUAACAACUACUGCUGUGUGGGCAGCAAUGAUACUUGGGGCCUUUUCCUUAUUGGUGAAGAGAGCUAAAAGAUCCCAGAGCAGGAACGUUAGUUUUUCCACAGGAGAUAUUUUAUGCUACAUGAGAAGGAGGGUGUCUGAAUUCACUGGACGGCAAAGACAAGCAAGGAAAGCAGACAAAAGAAGGAUUUUUGUCCUUGAUGAGCUGGAGAGUUCAGUAGAUGAACUCUUGUCGAAACUCAACGUCCUUUCUAACAGCAUGCACCGCACUCACAGAGCUCACUGCUACAGAGAGGAGGACACUCCUGUCAUCUCAGCCUCGCCACAGUCUUCCAUCAUGGACACACAGGGAUGUCUGAGGUCGGAGAUGACGGGGGGAAAUUCGAAGACAGGGAAUAAAGCAACUAAUGAAUCACAGGAAAGAACGACCUCACCUGGAUCUCACCUGUUCAAAUGCAAGGCUGUAACCAGGAUCCAAACCCUUUCAGAGGAAGCAAAUGAUUUGUUAAAAAUAAAAAACUGGCUGUCUUCCUCAGAGUCAACAUCCCUCGUUGGGUUUUGGACUGAAGAUAUGUGUGAGAAUCAACCUGAACUACAAGGUGGAACAAACAGUAGCUGCUGGUUUAAUACAACUAAAUCCAAGGUGGUGGAGGUUCUGGUCCAUAAGGAGCCAGGAACAGGAGAACUAUAGUGCAUUAUUUUUCUUGUUUUAUUGUAAGCAAGUUCUAUCUUUAGAGAUUAACCUUGGCCGGAUUUUUUUUCAGUGAUGUAUUCUAGGUAAAUAAAAUAAAUGAAAUACUACAGCUUUUGAAUAAACUAGAUUCUGAAACAGUGGAGUUUCUCAUACCUGUUAUUAUGGCUUCAGGGGACUUUCUUAAAGGAAGCAAACAUAAAGUUGAUGCUGAAUGUUUAUGAUGUGAUGAAUCUGAAUUUUGUGAGUCUUUUACAUGUUUAAAUGAUCAAAUGGAGUCAAUGUAACAAAUGCAUGGUAAAGCAUCUGUUAGUGCUGCAUAAAUGUUUCAUUUCCUCUCUUGGGGUCUUUCUAUAUGGAAUUUUCACGAUUUAUGGGUUCUGC
Molecule: messenger RNA, 8835 nt
Organism: Cyprinodon tularosa
Lineage: Eukaryota; Metazoa; Chordata; Actinopteri; Cyprinodontiformes; Cyprinodontidae
Product: polycystic kidney disease 1 like 1
Exons: 52
Coding region: 1-8451 (2816 amino acids)
Biological process (GO): detection of mechanical stimulus
Cellular component (GO): membrane
Molecular function (GO): protein binding; calcium channel activity
Source: RefSeq, a predicted model, not a curated record